AUGAUCUCGGCGAGGCGCAUUCUGUGCUCCUCAUCUAAUAACAGCGCUGCGGUCGCUGGUGUGCGGCGUGGCGUGGCUGCCAUGACGGCCACCGCCGCGCUGCGCACUGCCAGCACCAGCAACCCCGUCGCGGCUGGUGCCAGUGCCACCAAGAUCGCGAUGCGGUGCGGCUCGUCGAUGUCGAGCUCGCUGCUGCCGCUUGUGAACCAGCAGCGCUUCACCUCUGGCGGCGGCGGCGUCGAUGGCCUCUCGUCAGCAUCAAAGGUCGUCGUUGACCCCGCGUCUGCCGCGAAGGAGCGUGACCGUCUGGCGCGUGAGAUGCUGUCGAGCAACGUGCCACACCAAUCCCUGGAGGAGCGAGCGGUGGUGACGCUCAAGGGGCUCGAGCACACCGUGCCGUACACCCUCCGCAUCGUUGUGGAGAGCACUGACGCGGCGAAGGAAUCGGAAACGAAGGCAGGCCCGAUUCUGCGCGACGCGUUUGAGAUGGUCGACCAGCACCUCAACCACUUUAACCCCAACAGCGAGGUGUCGAAGGUAAACCGGCUGCCCGUUGGUGAGAAGCACAAGAUGUCAGAGCACAUGUUGCGUGUGAUGGAGUGCUGUAUGCGUGUGUACCAGUCGAGUGGUACCUGCUUUGACCCCGCCACAUCGCCGCUGGUGAAGCGGCUGCGUCAGAUGAUGGAGGACAAGGAGAACACCGACCCUGUGAGCAUAACUGAGGAGGAGAUGGAGCGCUUCUCGCUGCCGCACAGCUUUGAUAUCGACCUCUCCGAGGCCACAAUCGCCCGGUGCCACGCCGACGCCCAGCUUGACCUGGGAGGCGUUAACAAAGGCUACACUGUUGAUUACGUGGUGGAGAAGCUCGUCGCAGCCGGUAUAGAGAAUUUGAUGUUCGAGUGGGGUGGCGACUGCCGUGCGGUGGGCUUGAAUUACCAGCGGCAGCUCUGGGCUGUAGCCAUUGCGCGCCCACCCUCCGUGGAAGAGGUAGAAAGGCGUGCGAGGAUGUCUGCGGGGGGAGCAGUGGAGGAGUCUUUCGAUGAGUCCAGGGACUCCGUACCGCUCCUACGUGUGGUGCACCUGGACGACGAGGCCCUCUGCACGAGUGGAGACUAUGAGAAUGUCAUGUAUCACCCCAAGCACGGCGUCUGCUGCACCAUCUUUGACUGGAAGAAGAAAGGGCUGCUGGAUCCAGGUGAUGAUGAACUUGCGCAAGUGUCAGUAAAGUGCUACAGUGCCAUGUACGCCGAUGCGUUGGCGACGGCAAGUCUCCUGAAACGUGACACAGUGAAGGUGCGGUAUAUGCUGGACGGCUGGCGCUACUCCCGGAACCGCGUGAUGGACUACUCCGCCUACACCCGUAGCGGAGAGCGUCUCGCGCACAUGUACGAGAUUGCCAAGGAGAGUCCCGAGCUUCGGCGGGAGCGCAUUGCUGGCUCCCUCCCUGCUCGUGUCAUUGUUGUGGGUGGCGGUCUCGCCGGUCAGUCAGCGGCGAUUGAAGCAGCGAGCUGUGGUGCGCAGGUAAUCCUCAUGGAGAAGGCGGAAAAGCUUGGCGGUAACAGCGCCAAGGCCACAUCCGGCAUCAAUGGCUGGGGCACACGCGCCCAGGCCAUGCGGGACAUCCACGACAACUGCAAGACGUUUGAGCGUGAUACUCACCUUUCGGGUCUGGGCGGCACGUGCGACCAUGGGUUGGUGCGCACGCUCUCAGUGAAAAGUGGUGAUGCCAUUCGCUGGCUCAUCUCCCUUGGUGUGCCGCUGACGGUGCUGUCGCAGCUUGGCGGCCACAGCCAAAAGCGCACCCACCGCGCCCCGGAUAAGGCGGACGGCUCACCAGUGCCUAUUGGUUUCACCAUCAUGCGCACGCUCGAGCAGCACAUUCGCACCCAUCUCAGCGAUCGUGUGACGAUCAUGGAGAAAACCUCUGUCACGAGGCUGCUGCACCGCACCAAGAACCGCCCCGAUGGUGUGCAUCAGGUGAAGGUCACUGGUGUGGAGAUUCAAUUGGCUGAAGGCGAGAAGACCUACAUAUUGGCUGAUUCUGUGAUCCUUGCCACUGGCGGUUUCUCGAACGACAAGACGGCCAAUUCUCUUCUUCGCGAGUACGCGCCGCAGCUUUCUGGCUUCCCCACGACCAACGGUUCGUGGGCCACUGGUGACGGUGUGAAGCUUGCCCGCGAGCUGGGCGUUAAGCUUGUGGAUAUGGACAAGGUGCAGCUGCACCCGACAGGCCUCGUUGACCCGAAGGACCCGGGGAACCCCACAAAGUACCUCGGUCCGGAGGCGCUGCGUGGCUCAGGUGGUAUCCUGCUCAACAAGCAGGGUGAGAGGUUCGUGAAUGAGCUGGACCUCCGCUCUGUUGUCUCCAAAGCGAUCAUUGAUCAAGGCAACGAGUAUCCGGGGUUGAACGGCAGCAUGUUCGCGUAUUGCGUCCUCAAUGAGGCGGCGCAGAAGCUCUUCGGUGUCAACUCACACAGUUUCUACUGGAAGCGUCUUGGUCUGUUUGUGAAGGUGGACACGGUGGAAGAUCUCGCCAAACUCAUCAAGUGCCCGGCGGGGAAUGUGCAGAAGACAUUGGAGGAGCACGAGCAGCUCUCGAGAGCCUCGCGUGCGUGCCCCAAGACACAAAAGAAUGUGUACCCGUGUGUGUUGGGUCCGCAGGGCCCCUUCUAUGUUGCCUUUGUGACGCCAUCGAUUCACUACACGAUGGGUGGCUGCCUCAUCUCACCCUCGGCAGAGAUGCAGAUGGAAGACAGCACCUCUUCCUUCGGUCAUCGUCGCCCGAUUCUUGCAUUGUUCGGCGCAGGUGAGGUUACAGGCGGAGUGCACGGCGGUAACCGUCUCGGUGGCAACUCACUUCUGGAGUGUGUGGUGUUCGGCCGUAUUGCGGGUGGUCGCUCAGCAAGGAUUUUGCGCGACAAUGUGACGUUUCUUUGGCAUAAUAAAUGGUCUCAGGUGACCGUGCAGAGUGCCCUGGAAGAUGACAAUGGUUUCGUAUGGCUUCGGUUCAGCCUUCCCAGCAGUCUGCAGCUAUCGGGGCUGGAGGCCCUGCAGGCCGUUGUAUUGCGUGCCGUUGAUGGAGACGGACAAUUGGAGGUUCGAAUGCCUUUUACGCUUCCAGACGAAGAGGGUGUUGUGGGAGUUGCGUUGAGCCCUCAGCAGGCGAACAACAGCGCAUCAUGGUUGCGCUCGCUGCAGCCGGGUGAUGCUGUGGAGAUGAAAGCGGCAGACCUUCCAAAGAAGAAGCACGCACUUCUCCUGAAGUCAUCCCGCCAAAUUGUCAUCGCGACACCUCACGGGGUUGCAGCUAUGAUGCAAAUUAUUCGCGCAGGCCUUGAGAAACCGGAUGACAACAGAACGUUUCAUCUUAUUUUUCUGGCGGAUCGGGUAUCAACUAUUCCCCAACGAAAGGAACUGGAAGUCCUUGAAAAGAAGUGGCCGCAGCGGCUCCGCUGUACAUUCGUGUUGCAGAGCCCGCCACCAAAGUGGACUGGAAGCGUGGACUAUGCUGACACGAUCGCUGCGUCGGCGUUUCCCGAUGCCAAGCAGGGUAUCUUUCUUUGCGGUGCCGCAGAAGAGACAAGGCCUAUCAAAGCCCUUCUUCUUGAAAUGGGGCACUACAGUGAGACGAUUGCAACCGUAGAGUAG
Molecule: messenger RNA, 3648 nt
Organism: Trypanosoma grayi
Lineage: Eukaryota; Euglenozoa; Kinetoplastea; Trypanosomatida; Trypanosomatidae
Product: NADH-dependent fumarate reductase
Exons: 1
Coding region: 1-3648 (1215 amino acids)
Biological process (GO): protein flavinylation
Molecular function (GO): oxidoreductase activity; FMN binding
Source: RefSeq, a predicted model, not a curated record